GAAACCAUGGAGAACGACCCGGUUAAUGUGAAUGAGUUUCAAGAACUUGCCAGACAAGCUCUUCCAAAGAUGUACUAUGAUUAUAUCAGUGGAGGAGCUGAAGACCAGUUUACCUUGAAGGAGAAUAUGGAAGCAUUUCAAAGAAUUAUGUUACGGCCCAGGGUUCUUGUAGAUGUGAGCAAAAUAGAUAUGUCAACGACCUUGCUGGGGUACAACAUGUCUUCACCUAUCAUGGUUGCCCCGACUGGAGCGCAGAAGUUGGCACAUCCUGAUGGGGAAUUGGCAACAGCAAAAGCUGCAGCAGCAUGUAACACAAUAAUGGUGUUAUCAUUUGCGUCUAGUUACACUAUUGAGGAGGUUGCUUCCACUUGCAAUGCUGUUCGUUUCUUUCAGUUAUAUGUAUACAAGAGGCGAGAUGUUUCAGCAAAACUAGUACAGCAAGCUGAGAGUAAUGGAUUUAGAGCUAUUGUUGUAACAGUUGACACUCCAAGGCUUGGUCGAAGGGAGGCAGAUAUAAAAAACAACCUGAUCAUACCAAAAAUGAAAAAUCUUGAAGGUCUGUUAUCGCUGGACGUUAAUGUUAAAGGUGGUUCUAAUCUUGAGGCCUUUGCAUCUGAAACUUUGGAUCCUUCUUUGAGUUGGAAGGACAUAGGAUGGCUGAAAUCUAUUACAAACUUGCCAAUUUUGAUGAAGGGCAUUCUGACUGCAGAAGAUGCUAUGAAGGCAGUAGAAGCAGGAGUAUCUGGUAUAGUUGUAUCUAAUCAUGGUGCUCGCCAACUUGAUUAUGCACCAGCAACAAUAUCUGUUCUUGAAGAG
This is a messenger RNA of Elaeis guineensis (African oil palm), 816 nucleotides long. The record is from RefSeq and is a predicted model, not a curated record. Lineage: Eukaryota; Viridiplantae; Streptophyta; Magnoliopsida; Arecales; Arecaceae.